This is a messenger RNA of Oncorhynchus keta (chum salmon), 7315 nucleotides long. Its product is annotated as zonadhesin-like. Gene Ontology annotation, cellular component: membrane. The transcript has 23 exons. The record is from RefSeq and is a predicted model, not a curated record. Gene Ontology annotation, molecular function: protein binding. Lineage: Eukaryota; Metazoa; Chordata; Actinopteri; Salmoniformes; Salmonidae. The coding region runs from base 112 to 6519 and encodes 2135 amino acids.
UGAGACCUGACAACACUCAGAGACUCAGUACUCUCCACUCUCUCUGUACAAAGAGUGCAAACGGUGUUUUAUCUCUAGCCUCCAUAAGGGACCACAGCAAGGAGAACAGCCAUGCUAGGAGGCACCUACACUGGGUUGGUGGCUACAGCAGCCCUCCUCUGCCUGCUUCAGGCAGGAACCAACGCAAGCAUUGAAGGUGACAGCUCAUCAGUUACCAGGACAGAUGCAGGGACCUGUACUGUCCACAGCAACCCCCACUACAGCACCUUUGACGGGGCCAACUUCCGCUUCGUGGGACCCUGUACCUACGUCCUGACCCGGGUGUGCGCGCCCUCUGAGACACCCCUGCCCCACUUCAGUGUUGAGGUGAAGAAUGAGCUGAGAGGGAACUCCUCCGUGUCUGCUGUUCAGCAGGUCAUGGUGGAAGUGGAGAACCUCAGGGUCUCCCUGCACAAGAGACAAAACCACCGGGUCAUGGUCAAUGGCAUUUGGAGGAAACUCCCUCUGAGCCUCAAUGGUGGCACUGUCAACAUCCUAGGCAACGCUGCUUCCGUCGCUGUGGAGACAAACUUCAACCUUUUUGUAUCGUACGACGACGCCGGUGCUGUCCAUAUCACCGUUCCCGUAUCGUACUCCGGUAAAGUCUGUGGCAUGUGUGGGAACUUCAACCACCUGAGAGACGAUGAUUACCACACACCUGGCAGUUCCGAGGCCGAAGACUCUGCCACAUUCGGACAGAACUGGCAGAGCGAGGCCUGUGACUUGACCGUCCUCCCCCUUGAGUGUCAACCAACUGAGGAGGCGGAGUAUGCCAGCGAGCAAUACUGUGGGUCCCUGGUCUCCAGGCAUGGGCCUUUCUCUGGCUGCCAGUCUGUUCUGGGAGCAGAGACCUACUUCCGGAGCUGUGUGGCAGAGAUGUGUGGAGCGGAUGGUGACCCAGAGGUGCUGUGUGAAGCCCUGCAUUCCUACUCAGAUAUGUGUCUCAAGGCCGGGGUGCUCAUACCAGCCUGGAGGACCUCGACUAUGUGUCCCCUGGAGUGUGGUGCGAACAGCCACUACAAUGCCUGUGCUAAGGGCUGCCCUGAGGUCUGCUCCAGCAUGGAUAUUCAAGGGGCGUGUGGGUGGUGUGAGGAGAGGUGUGUGUGUGACCCAGGCUUCAAGCUCAGCGGGGGGAGUUGUGUACCUGCAGAGGACUGCGGCUGCUGGAUAAAGGGAGAACACUAUGAAAGAGGAGAGACGUUCAUGGAAGGUGAGUGUAAUCGUGUGUGCCAGUGUAUGGGUGGGGACAGACUCCAGUGUGCUGCUUCCUCCUGCGCGGCCGACGAGGUGUGCAAGGUCAAGGAGGGGGUCAACGGUUGCUUCCUCUCCAGCCCGGCCACCUGCCACGUCUACGGAGACCCCCACUACAUCACCUUCGACGGCAAGGCAUACACCUUCCAGGGGGGCUGCAGCUAUACCUUGGCCAAGACUUGCGGUGGGGACACACCCGUCCAGUUCUCAGUGACGGGCCAGAACUGGAACCCCAGAAACGAGAGCAGUGCCAAGCUGGGCGCAGUGGUUCUGGAGACAAGCGGUCUGCAUGUGAAGAUGCAAAACUACAGUGCCACAGUGAACCAUGUUUGGCAGCAUCUUCCAGUUACAGUAAAUGGCACAUACGGCGAGGUGAAGCUGUACAAGAAGAAGCAGUACACUGUCAUGGAGACGACUUUUGGCCUUCGGAUGCUGCUGGACGACCAGAGCAGGCUUUUCCUGCAGCUGGACGAGCGCUACAAGGGUGAGAUGUGCGGCCUUUGUGGUACCUACUCCGAUGACCAGGGGGAUGACUUCCUGACCCCUAACGGCACCAAACCCGAGACCAACGUGGUCACGUUCGCCAACAGCUGGAGAGUGAAUAGUCCGGAAGACGAUCGAUGUGUUGCCUCCCCCCCUGCCCCCCAACCAUGUGACUCUCAUUUCAACGAACAGGGCUACCGGGAGUGUUCCAAACUGCUGCGCGAAGCCUUCAAGCCCUGCCACCCCUUCGUCCACCCCACACCCUACAUCGACAGCUGUAUGUCCGACCACUGUGCCUCCGGCGGGAACAUGCAUGUGACAUGUGACUCCCUGAGGUCCUAUGUGACCACCUGCGAAGUGGCCAAUGUGACCCUGCCUCCCUGGUGGAACAACACCGCCUGUGAUAGUCUCCCUGGCCCUCCCACAAUACCACCAGUUACUACACCUGACAAGGAACUUUGUCCUCUAGACUGCAACUUUGACAAGAGCGAGUGUGGGUGGGAGCAGAUUAUUCAGGACAGUUUUGAUUGGAGGAGACUGAGAGGCCCAACCCCAUCUGACCUCACAGGGCCAACCCAAGACCAUACCACAGGAGGUGGCUCCUACAUGUACAUUGAGGGUGACGGUGUUUACCACGGAGACUCUGCCCGUAUGAUGAGCCCUAAGUGCCAAAACGGGCCGGGCAAAUACUGCCUGCGCUUCUGGUACCACAUGUACGGACAGGCCACAGCCAUGGCUCUCAAUGUCUACCAGCUUGACCAGCACAACAGAAACAAAAAACUGUGGUCCAAAGCCAACAACCAGGGCUCCACAUGGUAUCCGGCAGAAGUGGAUAUUAUAAUCGAUGGGUCAUUCAAGAUCAUCAUGGAGGGAAUACGAGGCUCUGACCCUCGGUCUGAUGUGGCAUUUGAUGACGUCUCCAUCCACUAUGAAUCAUGCUCAGGUUCUUCGAUUGGUGGUAUUAGUGGAGCUUCAGUUCCUUCCUCAGUUGAUGGAGGAGUUGCCCCACAUCCAGUCUGCAACCUUGAUUGCGCUUUCGAGCAGGACCUCUGCGGUUUUACCCAGCUAAUGACAGACGUUUUUGAUUGGACAAGGCACAGUGGCUCCACCCCCACUGCCAUGACUGGGCCAUCAGCUGACCACACAAAAGGAAGUCCAUUUGGUCACUACUUAUACAUCGAGGCCAACAGUGUGUCUAACGGAGACACGGCUCGCCUCCUCAGCUCUGAGUGUUCUGACCCCGGUCCUCAGUGUCUGCAGUUCUGGUACCACAUGUCUGGCUCGGCCGAGACCAUGGGUCUGCACGUCUACCUGCUCCAGGGCCGCUAUGUGGAAAGGGUGUGGGGGAAGAAGAACAACCAGGGAGACUCAUGGCAACGGGCUCAGGUGGAUCUGAUGACCACUGGACCUUUCCAGAUCAUCUUCGAGGGCCACAGAGGCACCACUGAUCAGUCCGACGUGACUAUAGAUGAUGUUUCUUUGCAUCGUGGGCGAUGUGCAGACUUGAUUAAGCCACCAACACCAACAGAGAAACCUGUUCUCCCUCCAGUGGACAAGUCCACCACUGCACCAGCUCCAACUACUACAAGACCUGAACCACCCACAACAACUAGGCUACAACCACCAAAAACUGCAAGACCAGAAACACCAAGAACAACAACUGCAAGACCAGAAACACCAAGACCAACAACUGCAAGAUCAGAAACACCAAGACCAACAACUGAAAGACCAGAAACACCAAGACCAACAACUGAAAGACCAGAAACACCUAGACCAACAACUGAUAGACCAGAAACACCAAGAACAACAACUGAUAGACCAGAAACACCAAGACCAACAACUGAUAGACCAGAAACACCAAGACCAACAACUGAAAGACCACAACCACCUAGACCAAGAACUGCAAGACCAGAAACACCAAGACCAACAACUGAAAGACCAGAAACACCAAGAACAACAACUGCAAGACCAGAAACACCAAGACCAACAACUGAAAGAUCACAACCACCUAGACCAACAACUGAAAGAUCCCAACCACCUAGACCAACAACUGAUAGACCAGAAACACCAAGACCAACAACUGAUAGACCAGAAACACCAAGACCAACAACUGAAAGACCACAACCACCUAGACCAACAACUGAUAGACCAGAAACACCAAGACCAACAACUGAAGGACCACAACCACCUAGACCAACAAAUGAAAGAUCACAACCACCUAGACCAACAACUGAAAGACCAGAAACACCAAGACCAACAACUGCAAGACCAGAAACACCAAGACCAACAACUGAAAUAUCACAACCACCUAGACCAACAACUGAAAGAUCACAACCACCUAGACCAAUAACUGAAAGAUCACAAGCACCUAGACCAACAACUGAAAGAUCACAACCACCUAGACCAACAACUGAAAGAUCACAACCACCUAGACCAACAACUGCAAGAUCACAACCACCUAGACCAACAACUGAAAGAUCACAACCACCUAGACCAACAGCUGAAAGAUCACAACCACCUAGACCAACAACUGAUAGACCAGAAACACCAAGACCAACAACUGAUAGACCAGAAACAUCAAAACCAACAACUGCUAGACCAGAAACACCAAGACCAACAACUGAAAGACCAGAAACACCAAGACCAACAACUGCAAGACCAGAAACACCAAGACCAACAACUGAUAGACCAGAAACACCAAGACCAACAAUUGAAAGACCAGAAACACCAAGACCAACAACUGAAAGAUCACAACCACCUAGACCAACAACUGAAAGAUCACAACCUCUAAGACCAACAACUGAAAGACCACGAAAACCUAGACCAACAACUGAAAGAUCACGACCACCUAGACCAACAACUGCAAGAUCACAACCACCUAGACCAACAACUGAAAGAUCACAACCACCUAGACCAACAGCUGAAAGAUCACAACCACCUAGACCAACAACUGCAAGAUCACAACCCCCUAGACCAACAACUGAUAGACCAGAAACACCAAGACCAACAACUGAUAGACCAGAAACAUCAAAACCAACAACUGCUAGACCAGAAACACCAGGACCAACAACUGAAAGACCAGAAACACCAAGACCAACAACUGCAAGACCAGAGACACCAAGACCAACAACUGCAAGACCAGAAACACCAAGACCAACAACUGAAAGACCAGAAACACCAAGACCAACAACUGAAAGAUCACAACCACCUAGACCAACAACUGAAAGAUCACAACCUCUAAGACCAACAACUGAAAGACCACGACAACCUAGACCAACAACUGAAAGACCAGAAACACCAAGACCAACAACUGAAAGAUCACAACCACCUAGACCAACACCUGAAAGACCACAACCACCAAUGCCAACAACUGAUAGAUCACAACCUCUAAGACCAACAACUGAAAGACUACGACCACCAAGACCAACAACUGAAAGACCAAGACCACCAAGACCAACAACUGAAAGACUACAACCACUAAGACCAACAACUGAAAGACUACGACCACCAAGACCAACAACUGAAAGACCAAGAACACCUAGACCAACAACAGAAAGACCACAAACCCUACAACCAACAACUGAAAGACCACGACCACCAAGACCAACAACUGAAAGACCAAGACCACCUAGACCAACAACAGAAAGACCACAAACCCUACAACCAACAACUGAAAGACCACGACCACCAAGACCAACAAAUGCAAGACCACAACCGCCCACCACAGCAAGACCAACGUCAUCUUGCCUAAAGAACAGCCAUUACAUCUCCUGCAUCUCCGCCUGCCAGCCCACCUGUAAGCACCUCCAUGGCCCUCCUGACUGCCAUGCUGACGAGCCCUGUGUACAGGGUUGUGUAUGUGACGACGGCUUUGUUCUCAAACAGAGGGUGUGUGUGCCCAUCCAGCAGUGUGGCUGUGUAGGCAGCAAUGGCAACAGUCAUAAUUUUAAAGAGAACUGGUACACUGAGCACUGCCAUCAAAAGUGUGAGUGUGAUGAAGGCGACGGUGUGGGGGAGAUUGACUGCGACGAUGAAAAUGGGUGUGAUGAGGAUUCUGUCUGUUUUCAGAAUGAAGCCGGACAGUAUUUCUGCAAGUCAACAGACUUCAGCGAGUGCUCUAUCAAUGGAGAGCCAGAGUACAGAACUUUUGACAACAUGAAGCAUGACUUUGACGGCAGAAAGUCCUACAUUCUGGUCCAGACCACAGGCCUGUCCAAGAACCAGCAAGAUGUCUACAUCGAGGCCAUCAUUGAGAUCGUCAACCAGGAUGGUGUGGACAGUCAUGGGGACAGUAGACAUGGUGACAGUCGUCAUGGUAACAGCAAGGAUGAGGAUGACCAGCAUAAAGACAGCAAGGAAAGGGACAGCAAUGAAGACAGCCAUGAUCACAGCAAAGAGAACGACAACCGUCUGCGAUUCAGAGGACUGAAGAUCAGAGUCUAUAACCACACAGUGGAGUUCAGAAACAACAGGAAACUUGUUCUGGACGGUAGGAGCACCCGUGCCCCUGUCUCACCAGCAGGUGGUCUGAGGAUUCUGGAGCGUUCCUCUCGUAUCUACCUGAAGACAGACUUCGGCCUCUCCGUGGAGUUUGAUGGAGACAGCAGAGCAGAGAUCAUCCUGCCCCACACCUACAAGAGGAGGGUGGGCGGCCUGUGUGGCAACUUUGACGGCAACAAGAAGAACGAUAUGAUGAAGCCCGACAAUAACCAGACCAAGAGCAUCAAGGAGUUCAGAGAGAGUUAGAGAGUGACAGAGGACAGACUGAGCAUAACAUGGAAAGGAUCAUCUUCCCUUCGUAACGUUGUCUAUGGCCAGUGACCUGACCUCCGUGCAUCAAGACCAUUGAUUGUGUAAUAUUCUUCUCAUAGGCAGACACUUUCCUUCCUACAAUGGACACAGCGUAUUUGAAAGUACUUGGGUUAAACAAAAAAAAGCGUGUGUUUUUGUGGACUGUAUGGAGAGGAGAUCAAUGAAGUAUUCUACUCCUUCUAUAUGACUUUUGGUUUAAAUCCUGUUGUUACUGUGUCUUAUGACCCACCUGUGUGCCUUCUGAGAUCUCUUUCAGUCUUACUGUAGGUUCUUUGCACAGUUCACCUAGUGUAUGAAUCAAUGUACACAAGUUACAUAUUUGUGUAUUACUUCUAAUGUGUACUAUAUAUUCAAAAGCCCACAUUCCUUUAGCUUUAGGCUGAUGUCCAAUAGUUCAGUGACUGUAAUGUGCAAUAUUACUGUACGAUAAUAGAAAACGAUGUAAACAAAGGAUGCAAGUGUUUUAGCUGAUGUUUUAUCCCACUGAAUGUAUGUUUUAUUUCUUGAAUGAUAUAUCUAGGAUUGAUAGGAAUUUUAUGACAUCUUAUAAAUAAUCCAAAAUGAUUCACACUGCACCGAUUCUGUAUGUGUUGAAAGCAGUAGGGAAGUCCAGUUUAAAGAAGGGACAACAAAGAAGCAAUGGUUGUAACUCACGUGGCUUGAAAAACUCGAAAAACUCUGGGCCCUGGUUAUGGUGUAUUAUUUAUUUCCUUAUAAAUCAGUCUGGUCA